Messenger RNA from Cutaneotrichosporon cavernicola, 2091 nucleotides. RefSeq lists its product as uncharacterized. Lineage: Eukaryota; Fungi; Basidiomycota; Tremellomycetes; Trichosporonales; Trichosporonaceae. Gene Ontology annotation, molecular function: rRNA binding; U3 snoRNA binding. Gene Ontology annotation, biological process: maturation of SSU-rRNA from tricistronic rRNA transcript (SSU-rRNA, 5.8S rRNA, LSU-rRNA). Gene Ontology annotation, cellular component: small-subunit processome; nucleolus. Bases 1 to 2091 code for a protein of 696 amino acids. The transcript is spliced from 3 exons. The record is from RefSeq and is a predicted model, not a curated record.
AUGGCAUCGGCGGCAGAGGUCAAACUCCUCACGCUCCUCAACGUCAGCGCUGUUAAGCGCCCACGCGAGCUCGACCUCCCCGGCGGUUUCCGCUCUCCCGCCACAAGCAGACCACAAAGCCAAUCUGGAUCUCCUGCACCCAUCUCGGAGCCGCAACCCAAGCGGAGGCGGAGUGUCGUCUUCGGCGGCGAAGUCGGGCCCAGUGGUAGCGCGUACGGCAAGAAGCGCUCUAAGAAAGAGUCAAAGUUGACCGUUGCGGAGGAGCUCGAGAAUGGCGAUGAGAACGGCGACGCCGAGGUGGAUGACGACGAGGAGACGGCCGAGGUCGAGAUCGACAGCGAUGACGAGGACGAGGACACGUUCCUGACGCACUUUGGCCCGGAGCCCAAGCUGCUGUAUGGCGACGUCGACCUCGUCGGAGCCGCGGAGGAGGGGCAGUGGGAGACGUCGCGCGCGAGCGUGAGCGGUUUGGGGAGGGUGGUGGAGCAGCGGCCGGCUGGCGGGUCGCGGGCGGAGGGCAAGGCGAGGCUCGUUCCAACGAUCGCAAAGGCGAUGAAGGCUUCGCCGGCGCUUGCUUCGACCCUCCUCUCGCAUCUCGGCGCGUACUCGGACCUGUACGCACACAGCAUGGACGGCGAGGCGGACGGGAGCGAGAGUGCGCCCUUUGCAGCAGGGACGCACGAUGCGCUGCGCGCGGCGGCUGCGGCGCACGCUAUGAACCACGUGCUCAAGAACCGUCGGCGUAUCGUCCGCGGCAACGAGCGGCUCGCACACGCCGCUGCUGAGGGCAAGGUUAUUGAGGAGCCUCGCGAUGGAUCCUUUACCCGACCCAAGGUCCUGAUCCUCCUUCCGACACGUGCCGCCGCGCUCCGAUGGGUGACGCAGUACCUCUUCCCCCUUGCUGGAGAGGGUACGCAGAUCGAGAAUCGGCGUCCGUUCCUGGAGUCGUUCGGGCUGCCCGAGGGCGUCGAGGACCCGCUAGCGACCGGCGACUGGCCAGCAGACCACCUCGAGAACUUCCGCGGCAACACGGACGACAAUUUCCGCUUCGCACUCAAGAUUACGCGCAAGGCAUGGCGCGUUGUCAUGCCGCCUACCAAUGAGGCCAAGCUCAAUGACUCGGAUAUCAUCAUUGCGUCCCCGCUGGCCAUCAAGAUGGGUGCCGAGCGCGAGCGCACCACCGACUACCUCUCCUCGAUUGAGGUGUGCGUCGUCGAUGGGGCCGACGUCAUGGCCAUGCAGAACUGGGACCACGUCCAGUUUGUGUUCAAGCACCUGAGCGAGGUGGCUGCGCAGUCGCACAACACGGACAUCACCCGCCUCAAGCUCUGGUACGCUGAAGAGAAGGCAAAGUACCUCCGUCAGACCGUGCUGUUGUCGCGGUACGACAUGCCUGAGACGCGUGGGUUGUUCCACCACGCGUGCCACAACGUCGCGGGCAAGGUGCGCGUCGACGCCGCUGCCGGCCUCAAGGGCGUGCUGGACCGGGUACGGCCGGGCGUGCGGCAAGUGUUUGAGCGCUUUGACGCAGAGGAAAAGGCACUUGGCGCUGAGGCCGGCGUCGAGGAGGUCGAUAAGAGGUUGGAGUGGUUCACAAAGAAGACCAUCCCGGCCCUCCUCCGCGCCGCCGGCAGCCGGACACAGACGCUCGUUGUCGUACCCUCCUACUUUGACUUUGUGCGUGUGACGAACCACCUCCGUAAGACCGGGACUGUGACCUACGCCGCCUUGAGCGAGUACUCGUCCAACUCUGAGAUCUCUCGCGCCCGCACCCAAUUCUUCAAGGGCAAGCGCGCCUUCCUAAUCGUAACCGAGCGUUUCCACUUCUACAGGCGCUACCGCCUGCGUGGAGCCCGCACGCUCGUCUUCUACUCCCUACCUGAACAUGCGGCAUUCUACGCCGAGUUCCUCGCCAUGCCAUUCGUGGCUGCCCGCGGGGCUGGUGAAGUUGACGAAGACGUUGACCCCGCCGACGUACGCGCACACACCCUCUUCAGUAGGUUUGAUGUGCUCCGUCUCGAGCGGGUCGUGGGACACACGGACGCGCGCAAGAUGCUGGCCAGUGGAGAGGCGCGUUUCGAGUUUAUCUAG